GCCGCCACGCUGGCCGCGGAGCCGCUGCGCCGGCUGGAGACGCUGCGGCUGGACGGCUGGCACGGCCUGCGCGCGCUGCCCGGCGCCGCCUUCCGCGGGCUGUCGCGCCUGCGCCGCCUCUCCCUGUCCUUCUGCCCGCGGCUGCGCGCGCUGCCCGCCGACGCCUUCUCCGGCCUGGAGGCGCUGGAGGAGCUGCGCCUCGUGCAGGACGGUUUCUCCAGCCUGGCGCUGGUGGCGGCCGCGCUGUCGCCGCUGGCGCUGCCGUCGCUGCGCGCGCUCGACCUCAGCGAGAACCCGCUGGCCGCCGUGGCCGCCGGCGACCUGGCGCCUCUGGCCGGGUCGCCGCUGCGGGAGCUGCGCCUCGACAGCUGCCAGCUGGACUUCGUGCACAGCGCGGCGCUCAGCCCGCUGCGAAACCUCAGCACGCUCUCCCUCAGCGGGAACGCCCUCAACGAGUCCACGCUCACGGAGCUCGUGUCGGCACUGGUCGAAGGCAACUCGUCGCUGCGCGUGCUGGAGUUGUCGGGCGCGGGCUUCCAGAAGCGGCCGCCGGCGGAGCUGCUGUCGGCGGUGGGCCGUUCGGGCGUGACGAACCUGUCGCUGGCGGGCAACCGCUUCCAGACGCUGUCGGCGGGCGCGUUCCCCGGCAUGCCGCGGCUGCGCCACCUCGACCUGCGCGACGUGGCCGCCGUGUCGGUGCAGGAGGGCGCGCUCCACCCCGCGCUGCUGCCCCGCCUGCAGACGCUGCUGCUCGGCGGCAACAGCCUGCCCGGCGCCUCGGCCGGCUGCCUGCUGCCGCAGCUGCGCUCGCUCGACCUCUCCGCCAACUCGCGCGAGAAGCCGUCCCCGUCCGUCUUCGCCCUCGGCGAGAACAGCUUCGCCCACAUGCACAACCUCUCCUACCUCAACCUGUCCUACAAUAACAUACACUUCCUGCUGAAAGACACGUUCGGUGGCCUCACCAACCUGGACGAGGAACUCUCCCUAAAGCACGGCCACAUUUCUAGGAUCGAGGUGGGUGCCUUCCACGACCUGAACAAACUGCGCUUCUUGACACUGGAAGACAACCGCCUGUCGAGAACGAAUCUCACGGCGGGAGUGUUCAGAGGACUGGACAGCCUCGAAGUACUCCUGUUGGGGAACUGCGGUAUCACGCACCUCGCCGGCGACCCGAGUGUGUUCGUCCACCUCGUGAGUCUGCAGUACCUGAGCCUGGAGCGAAACGCUAUACACAGCAUCAGUGGCGCCGUUUUCGCGCCCCUCACGAAUUUACUGGGAAUAGAUUUGUCCCACAACGAGCUAGAGUCGUGGAAGAGGGGACGGGUGUUCGACAACAAUACGAGGCUGGACACUGUGCUGCUCUCGUUUAACAGGAUGACGUACCUAUCUCCCGCCAUGCUGGACGACUUCUCCGGUCGGGCGCGCGUGGAGUUGGGGGACAACCCGUUCAUCUGCUACGCGCCGCUGUACAAGAACGUCAGGGAGUGGCUGAGCGCUAACGGGGGCAGUGCAGGGAACUUGAGUGGCGAGGCGGCUCCCGCGUGCUACUCUCCGGACGCGUGGCGCGACCGCAACCUCUCGCAGUUCUUGCAGGCGCUGCUGGACGGGACCGCCGCGCCGGUGAAGCCCUCCGCUUGGUGGCCCGGCGCUGUCGGCGGCUCCCUCCUGGUGCUGGUGCUGCUGGUGGCCGCCGUCUGCUACAACCAGCGCGCCUACCUCCGCUACUGGCUCUUCCUGGCGCGCACCGACCUCCUGGGCCGGUCGUGCGCCGGCCGCUCCGACCGCGCCCUGCAGUCGUACACCAACUACCAGUACGACGCCUUCGUGUCGUACAGCAGCGAGGACCGCAACUUCGUGGUGCGGCUCGUGGCGAUGCUCGAGAACUACGAGCCGUUCCUCAAGCUGUGCGUGUUCGAGCGCGACUUCCAGGUGGGGUCGGCCAUCUCGGAGUGCGUGCUGCAGUCGGUGGCGCUGAGUCGGCGCACCCUGCUCGUCGUGAGCGACGCGUUCGCGCGCUCGCAGUGGUGCCGCUGGGAGGCGACGCUGGCGCAGCACCAGCGCAUCUUCGGCGACGAGGGCGCGCUCGUCAUCGUCAAGCUGGGCGAGGUGCCGGGCGCGCACCUCACGCCCACGCUGCGCCACCUGCUGCGCACGCGCCUCUACCUCGAGUGGGACCCCGAGCCCGGCAAGCAGCGCCUCUUCUGGCAGAAGCUGCGCGCCGCGCUUUCCCCACCCGCCAUCUCCGUCAAGGCUGGCGACCAGUGACGUCGCGACGUCUCUCUGUCCACCGAGGACUCGCGGGCCGCUUGGACGGAGUACCUUCUCGAUCAACUGCCUUCUCUGAUCUGUGUAGUAGUGCUCAUAUCAAGGGUACUCUUUCAUCACGUUCCUCGGAAUUGUACAUAGGUUCGCCCUCUCACUCCACCAAGUACUGACCAUUCCGUAAUGGCCAGUCACGAUCUCAAUAAAUUCCUCGAUGAAGAGACAUCGACCACGGAUUAGACUCUCCUACAGCAUUCUUCAUAUUUUCGUCAUUUUCGCGAUUCCUCAUUUCAUAUUUUCGUAUUUGAGAUCUAGACCACCCCUUCGAUCCUGGUCCGACGGAGCUUCUCAGGACCUAGCUAACACAUCUUCCUUCACUUGUGUUUCUUUCGCUGAGCCGCAGUGUCGAUUGCACCAAAAUUUCUUCACGACUGAUUUCAGCCCUUGGCCAUUUUCACGGUUUUUCAACUGAUUAACAGCAGUCCCAGCAGUCCCUCUGUCUCUUGCAGUGCGCCAGACGCACAGACAGCGGUAGUUUGAGUGUAUGUGGUGCAACUAAUAAAAAUAAAUGUCGUGUGACUUGGUCCUCCCGUCGGGUAGACCGUUCGCCGGGUGCAAGUCUUUUGAUUUGACGCCACUUCGGCGACUUGCGCGUCGAUGGGGAUGAAAUGAUGAUGAUUAGGACAACACAUCACCCAGUCCCUGAGCAGAGAAAAAUCUCCGACCCAGCCGGGAAUCGAACUCGGGCCCUUAGGAUUGACAUUAUGUCGCGCUGACCGCUUUUUUUAUUUUUUAUUAUUUUAACCGCCUAAAAAGAACAUCCAGGCUGGCCGGCACACCGGCCCUCUUCGUGAAUCCGCCGGGCGGAUUCGAUCCGGGGCCGGCGCGCCUAGCCGAGUCCAGGAACCAUAGCGUUAACGUGCUUUUUUUUUAAGUGCUCUACCAUCUUUUUUUAUUGGGUAACAAUAGCAAACAUAAACUGCUGCUAGCAUUUUUUUUUAUAUAAGACGAUGACCUUUAGAAAAUAAAAUAUUUCUGGGAAACGUAAAUAAGUGGGCUUUUUUUACAUAAUAGUAAAAAAAAACCUGCUUCUGUCAGUACAAAACAAUAACGGUCAACAAUCCUCUUUUGGGCGCGUACCUCGCUAAUCCCGUUAUACCUCUCGUUGGUGUCGCGAACGUCUUCACGUGUGGUUGUGGAUCCUCUCCACUGUCCUGGUCCUUUCUUGUUCUGAUACUUAUAAUCAAUAAUUACAUUCUCCUACCCGGGACACCCCAACUGGGUGGGGGAUCAAGCAAGGCACUCCCUAAAACAUUUGCGUAAUAUGUUCGAUAUCUCGGAUGUCUCAUAAGCUGUGAGUGAUGAUCUUGUAGUAAGGCCCAAAAGUCGAGCACAUUCUUACUGCCGUCUCGGAAAAGAUAACGCACAGUCAAAUCUCGAAUCAAGGUCACUGCGUUUGUCUUUGUUCGGGGAUAAUAUAUCCUAUCUGGGAGAAGUAGUAUCCGUGGUUCUAUUGCUUGCGGCCCCACCCGAAGGAGGAAGGCGAUCAUUUUUUUGACCAAACACCAUACGUCCGCCGAAGGUCCGCAUAUCAGGCGAUGCUCCUCUGUGUCUAUAACAUUGCACUGCGGACACAGUGGCUCGUCCGCCAUAUGAAUUGUAUGCAACCUGGAACGAGUCACGUAUUUCCCAUUUACCACCUGAUACCACAGUGCGCGCGUUCCCGUAUCAAGGUGUGGGUGGUGCACUGUACGCCAUACCACUGACCACGUAACUGUUGGUUGGCGGCUCUCUACGGCAUUAUUCGGCCGUCGUCGAGUCAAGAUGUGAUAUGUAUCACGUGUCGUUGCCGUCCUGGUUGUCGGUAGUUCCACAUGUGUAUAACUGUGUUCCACAGAAAAGGUUCGCAUAUGGGCAAGCGAUGGUGAGAUGUGAGACACCGCUACUGGAGCCGAACGUGAAGGUGGAGCGAGUCCGUCUAUCAAGGUGCCCGUCAGACUUGUCUAGUGUCGUGUCCACAUCUUUAUCAUUGUGGUUACAUAAACAGCCACUGCUCGGUCGCGUACGUGGACUAGUCCAAGACCUCCACGACUACGAGGAAGCGUGAGGGUUUCGUAUCCGACCUUAAAAAGCAGACCUGUGCUCACAAAAUAUCCUAGUGCCGGCAGGAUUCGGCGGGCCAACACCACCGGCAUAGGAAGAACUUGUGCCACCGCUCAGCUGUCGGGGGCGGGCUGUGGUGCAACUGACAGAUGGGCUCCCGUUGUUCAUUUGCAAACACUUUAAAAUGGCUUAAGAGCUGAAAUCAGUCGUGGAGAAAUUUUGGGAGACUGUUGCUGCCGGUUGAAUAAAAAUAUUACUGGAGGUUCCGAUGUCCAGUUUCCCAGCAAAAUAUUCGAGACAAUAACAUUGUAAUGACUGUGUUUCAAGUAUCUACCGAAGGAAAGACUGAAAAUUAGCACAAGGAACAUUCAGUAAAGACUGGUACUCAUUUUCUAAAAACUCUAUUUCAGAGGUUCAGUAUUCUGUCCACCCAAUGUGAUUCGAUUCUCCCAUCACCGUUGUCGCCCCUGGAAGUCGUGAUGAAGGCCGCUCUCGCCUCUAAAACGUUACUGCCAGGGUUUCAAUACCUAAAAUUCUCAUGGUAUCACGUGUAUCUCUGCUACAAUUUGGGUAACGUGAGGCCUGGUAUUAGCUGAUGAAGCUUCCACCGUCCAACAGAUAUUUGGUCUUCUUUGGAAUGUGGCCCACCAUCAGUUUGCUCAUAAUGUUUUGCUACCGUGCAUCACCCUCAUCUACAACAUACUGUUUCCAAUAGCAGCACACACCAACACGAUUCUCCUAUUCACGUGCGAUAAACAGUCGCGGUAUCCAGAGUGUACAUAUUCUAGACAUGUGAAAAGGUUCCUUUGAAAGAGUAUGAACACUUUCAGAAUACCAUCAAGCUACCUAUUGUUGAGUCGUAGAUCGCUGCGAAUAAUAACGGCCGCAGUACUGACUGUUGUACCUUCAAAGACCGUGAGAGAGACGCCUCUUCCUCUUUGCAAUCCGCAACGUUCCCGGCUAUUUUUAAAAGCCCUGUGCCAACGAAAACGCACUCUAAGGGACAUGGCACACUGACCAAAAGUUGUCUACAACUCGUCGCAUAUUACAGAACCAUUUAUGUCCAGACGAACACAAAAAAUUGUAUCGUGUAAAGCUUCUCACGAAACUCGAACACGUUAAAGUUUUAAAGGCGAGAAAAAUGCACAUAUACUUCGAUUCCCUGCUGCACCUCAUAGCGAGAGUGCUGGAAGCACGACGGCAGAGUCUAUCACGUAGGUUGCUUCGACAGUGAUAGGUGGCCCACCUACUCGCUACCCGUGAUUCAGAGAGUUAGGAAAGAAAAUAGCAACAUGAACCCGGCUGAAAAAUCAUAAACCUGGAAAUUUCCAAUUUCACCGAGAACACAGAAAUAUACUCCACGUAUUGUGGUAUAAAUUGUGAGACAAUUUGACUUCCAGAAUUUUACGUUUAUACUGAUAUUCUGUGUGAAUUACCUGUAAAUGGAACGGAGCUCUGUGUUCACGUAUAUAACCGAAGUUUAGAACUUGUCCACUUUUGAAAGAAAAACCUCUGGAUUUUGGCCGUAUUAAAGUAAAUAUUUUUUUCUUGUAUACUUUACAAAAAUCUGUUGUGCGGUUUCAAGGCGUAUUUUCCUGGUCAACUUAUCUUGUGUUUGUAAUUGAUUCCACAACGCUAAAAAUAUUGACUUUAAAAAUAGUGCACUUUUCUAUCUUUGAAAUUAAAAUCAUUAUUGACACAAUCUGCUGGAUUCUGUGUAUCAUUUUGCUGUACUCGUAUUUACCAUGAAUCGAUUUUUGUGAUGUAUGGGGAGCAACUGACUUUCUAACAAUUAUGGAGAAGGCGUGUCCUGAGCAGAAGACUCUUGUAUAUACUUUUUCUAAAUUUGUUUAAUCUUUAGGUACUGCUAUGAUAUAGAGUUAUGGACAUCGAUUCGUAUGUCAAGUGUCGACCAAUUCUUAUAAGACUGAUAACAAUAUUUUAAAAUACGUUACUCUUACUGUAUAUGUGCUUGUCGAUUUGCUAUGUAAAUGACACUGCAAAAACUUUGACUUACAAUUUAGUUGAGACAUGCAGUGACUAGUUAUCACACAGCGCCAUUUUGAGUGUUGUGUACUGUCUGUGAUAAGGAAAUGUGACACGGUGCUUUUUUAUUACUAUUUCUUAUGUAUACAAUUCUGAUGAUACACUUAGGCUGGAUUUAAAUGUGCCUUGUCUCCGAUAUUUCGAUGUGACACUUGUUUAUUAAACAGUUGCAGGGCAAAUUACUAUAAUUUAAAUUGGUUUAUAAAUCAGAAAUGUAUUGUGCUAAACAUUCCAUUUUAAAUUUCACGCUUUGACCCAAGUGAAGUUUACAAGCACUACAUAUAAUUCUGAUUACAGUUCGUUAUUAUGAUACCAGUAAACUGGACAAUGCACUUUUGGUUUGGUUUCGAUACAUCUCUUCCUAUUUCACUGAUUCCAUAGUGAUGUUUUUUUGUGUAAAUGGUAUGUUACUUUAAUAAUAUGCUGUUAUUUAAAAACAAAAGGAGGCA
Schistocerca nitens (vagrant locust) is the source of this 6860-nucleotide messenger RNA. Its product is annotated as toll-like receptor 4. Gene Ontology annotation, molecular function: protein binding; transmembrane signaling receptor activity. The record is from RefSeq and is a predicted model, not a curated record. Gene Ontology annotation, biological process: inflammatory response; toll-like receptor signaling pathway; immune response. The transcript has 2 exons. The annotation marks the transcript as partial. NCBI's taxonomy places the organism in Eukaryota, Metazoa, Arthropoda, Insecta, Orthoptera, Acrididae. Gene Ontology annotation, cellular component: membrane.